Phytophthora sojae is the source of this 822-nucleotide messenger RNA. RefSeq lists its product as hypothetical. Bases 1 to 822 code for a protein of 273 amino acids. The transcript has 2 exons. Lineage: Eukaryota; Oomycota; Peronosporomycetes; Peronosporales; Peronosporaceae. The record is from RefSeq and is a predicted model, not a curated record.
AUGGCGAGCCAGUCGGAUCUCCAGCCUGGAGUCGAGGAGAUAGCCGCAUUCGUGGACGACAGCGUCUUCACUCAGUUGAGCGCGAAACUGGGGGACGCGAAGGAAGGCAACGAGGGAGCACUGGAGAAGAAGCCUCUUCGCAUCGAUGAGUAUUUGAAAAAAUAUCGCGACGCGGGACUCCGGGUCUCUCAGAAAGAAUUUAAUGGAUGCUUGGAGGUGAAGAUUGGGAUCGUAUACGAGCACCCAGACGUGACGGUCGAUCUUGCGGAAACCAUUACGGUCAAGACGAUUGAAGACCUCCUGGCAAAGUUUGUUCCGGAAGACAACCCCCUCAUCACCAAGCUGGUCACGUACGUCGGCAAGGCCCAAGACGACCUCGCAGAAUACCUGCGGGACUGCUGGAAAGAGUACAACCCUGCAAAGUACAAGGCGCCAUGUGUGGCGGUUGUGCAGAGUUCUGGCUUCGGCAAGAGUCGGACGAUGCGUGAGCUCGCGAUCGAGGCUCAAAAGAGCGCCUUGAACAUGAAAGUCCUGUACAUGUGUGCUCGUGUGCACGAGUCGACGGGGUUUCCCAAGGCUACGAGCGAGCUUCGUGGUUGGCUGUUUCAAGAAGGCUCCGAAGUGGAAGACAUCGCCAGUCGAUUGAAGACAAUUUACGUCUACGCAAACAAGCAUUGGGUGGACGUUCAGAAGGAAUGGCUGAAGCUGUUUACCGAAAAGGCAGCGGACACCUCUGUAAAGGCGAAACUUUCGGAUGAAACAGGGGGUUACCUCCACCGAGAAGAAUCCGGAUGGCAGAAUCGUGGUUCUGGUGAUCGAUGA